Molecule: messenger RNA, 639 nt
Organism: Bombina bombina (fire-bellied toad)
Lineage: Eukaryota; Metazoa; Chordata; Amphibia; Anura; Bombinatoridae
Product: tRNA-splicing endonuclease subunit Sen2-like
Exons: 6
Coding region: 1-447 (148 amino acids)
Biological process (GO): tRNA-type intron splice site recognition and cleavage; tRNA splicing, via endonucleolytic cleavage and ligation
Cellular component (GO): tRNA-intron endonuclease complex
Molecular function (GO): tRNA-intron lyase activity; nucleic acid binding
Source: RefSeq, a predicted model, not a curated record
AUGGCCUGGGAACCAUUAACUAUAUUGAAACUUUGGGAAGUAUUUAGCGCCAUACAGCCAAAUUUCCAGACCACCUAUAUAGCUUAUCAUCACUUCCGAAGCAAAGGAUGGGUACCAAAAGCUGGUCUGAAGUAUGGAACAGAUCUUUUGUUGUACCGUAAAGGCCCUCCUUUUUACCAUGCAAGCUACUCUGUAAUUGUUGAAUUGGUGAAUGAUAAGUUUGAAGGUUUUCCACUUCGACCUCUAACUUGGAAGUCUUUGGCUGGACUUAACAGAACAACGGUUAAUGUUUCCAAGGAGCUUCUGUUUUGUUAUCUAAUCAAACCUCCCAACUUCACAGAAAAGGAUAUGACGUCCCCAGAGUGUGUCAAAGAAAUCAAAGUUCAGGAGUUGAUUGCGAGCCGCUGGGUUUCUUCCCGAGAAAGAAUGGAACAGGAUGAACUAUAAGAAGAUGGUGUAUAAGCGCCAGUCGUAGGAGCGAAACGCAUAAGAUGUCCGUGUACAAGUCGUCACAUGUUUUUAAAGCAUUUUUUAACAAAGGACUUUUAUUUUUCAACUGUUGAGUGUGGCGGCUUUUUUGGUUUCUGCACUAUAAGAUGUACGAUACAGGUUGUUAAUAAAAUAAGUAAUAAAAAAACA